Messenger RNA from Vidua macroura (Pin-tailed whydah), 2584 nucleotides. RefSeq names its product tripartite motif containing 46 (gene TRIM46). Gene Ontology annotation, molecular function: protein binding; zinc ion binding. Bases 64 to 2316 code for a protein of 750 amino acids. NCBI's taxonomy places the organism in Eukaryota, Metazoa, Chordata, Aves, Passeriformes, Viduidae. The record is from RefSeq and is a predicted model, not a curated record. The transcript has 10 exons.
GGGGCGAUCGCGGCCGCCGCUGCUGCCGCCGCCGCCGCAGGCACGGGCGCGGGUAGCGGAGCCAUGGCCGAGGGCGAGGACCUGCAGACCUUCACCUCCAUCAUGGACGCGCUCGUCCGCAUCAGCACCAGCAUGAAGAACAUGGAGCGGGAGCUGGUGUGCCCGGUGUGCAAGGAGAUGUACAAGCAGCCGCUGGCACUGCCCUGUACCCACAACGUGUGCCACGUGUGUGCCAGCGAGGUGCUGCUGCAGCACGGCCACCUGUACUGCGACCCCACCUCCGAGCCCACCUCGCCUGCAGCCACCCCGUCCACCCGCAGCCCCCGCCUGGGCCGCAGGGCUGUCCCCAAACCCGACCGGCUGGACCGCCUCCUCAAGUCAGGUUUUGGCACCUACCCGGGGCGCAAGCGGGGUGCCGUGCACCCCCAGACCGUCAGCUUCCCGUGCCCUGCCUGCCAGCGGGACGUGGACCUGGGCGAGCGGGGCCUGGGCAGCCUCUUCCGCAACCUGACGCUGGAGCGGGUGGUGGAGCGCUACCGGCAGACCAUCAACAUCAGCGCGGCCAUCAUGUGCCAGUUCUGCAAGCCCCCGCAGCUGGAGGCCACCAAGGGCUGCACGGAGUGCAAGUCCAGCUUCUGCAAUGAGUGCUUCAAGCUCUACCACCCCUGGGGCACGCAGAAAGCCCAGCAUGAGCCCACGCCCCCCACCCUCACCUUCCGCCCCAAGGGGCUGAUGUGCCCGGAGCACAAGGAGGAGGUGACUCACUACUGCAAGACCUGCCAGCGGCUGGUGUGCCAGCUCUGCCGCGUGCGCCGCACCCACACCAGCCACAAGAUCACCCCGGUGCUCAGCGCCUACCAGGCCCUCAGGGAGAAGCUGACAAAGAGCCUCGCCUACAUCCUGAGCAGCCAGGACACGGUGCAGACCCAGAUUGCUGAGCUGGAGGAGACAGUGAAGCACACGGAGGUAAAUGGCUCACAGGCCAAGGAAGAGGUGUCCCAGCUGAUCCAGGGGCUCUGUGCCAUGCUGGAGGAGAAGCGGGCCACGCUGCUGCAGGCCAUCGAGGAGUGCCAGCAGGAGCGGCUGGCCAGCCUGCACGGCCAGAUCCGGGAGCACCAGGCCAUGCUGGAGAACUCGGGCAUGGUGGGCUAUGCCCAGGAGGUGCUGAAGGAGACCGACCACCCCUGCUUUGUCCAGGCUGCCAAGCAGCUGCACAACAGGAUCCUCAGGGCCACCGAUUCGCUGCAGAGCUUCCGUCCUGCGGCCAACGCCUCCUUCAGCCACUUCCAGCUGGAUGUCAGCAGGGAGCUGAAGCUGCUCACUGACCUGGCCUUCAUCCGAGCGCCCGAGGCCCCCGUCAUCGACACGCAGCGCACCUACACCUACGACCAGAUCUUCCUGUGCUGGCGGCUGCCGCAGCACUCGCCGCCCGCCUGGCACUACACCGUGGAGUUCCGCAAGACCGACGCCAAGGCCAAGGGGCUGAAGCUGUGGCAGCGGCGGGAGGAGGUGAGGGGCACCUGCGCCCUCGUCGAGUACCUGGACACCGACAGCGUCUACGUGCUCCGGGUGAAGGGCUACAACAAGGCGGGCUUCGGCGACUACAGCGAGGACAUCUACCUGCACACGCCGCCCGCCCCAGUCCUCAACUUCUUCCUGGACAACCGCUGGGGCUUCAACCGGGACCGGCUGGCCAUCAGCAAGGACCAGCGCGCGGUGCGCAGCGUCCCCGGCAUCCCCAUGCUCUUCGCCGCCGAGCGCCUGAUGACCAGCUGCCACCUGUCCAUCGACCUGGUCAUCGGCGACGUGGCCAUCACCCAGGGCAAGAGCUACUGGGCCUGCUGCGUGGACCCCAGCUCCUACCUGGUCAAGGUGGGCGUGGGGCUGGAGAGCAAACUGCAGGAGUGGUUCCAGGUGCCGCAGGACGUGGUGAGCCCCAGGUACGACCCCGACAGUGGCCACGACAGCGGGGCAGAGGACACAACGGUGGAGGCGCCUCCUCCCUACGCCUUCCUGACCAUCGGCAUGGGCAAGAUCCUGCUGUCGCACGGCUCAGCCCUCACGUCCCGCGACCCCAACGGCUGCACCGUGCCCUUGCCCCCGCGCAUUGGCAUCUGCCUGGACUACGAGCAGGGCAAGGUGAGCUUCUAUGACGCCGUGUCCUUCCGCGAGCUCUGGGAGUGCGGCGUGGACUGCUCGGGGCCCGUCUGCCCCGCCUUCUGCUUCAUCGGAGGGGGGGCCCUGCACCUCCAGGAGCUGGUGGCCAACAAGCAGGAGAGGAAAGUGACCAUCGGGAACUUCGCCAAGCUGGACUGAGCCACGCCCGCGGUCCCCACAUGCCCCCCGGGCACCCUGCAAGCGCCAGGGGGACACGAGUGGCCAGGGAGCAGAGCAUAGCAGGGGCAGCCCCGGCCCUGCCGCCACUGGGGACAGGCCAGGUGUUUGUUUUGUGGGAUGGGGGGGACGGGGACAGCUUUGCCGUCCCCUCCUCACCCUGUCCGCCUGCCCCGAGCUCCAGCUCAGCCCCAGGCUGCUCUGGGCUGGGGCUGUGGGCAGGGCUGGCAGAGGGUCAGCCCUAGAGAUG